AGGAAGAAAGGGCGUUGCUUGGAUGGAUCUCUCCUUUCCACUCCCCUUUCUCAGGUCCCCAGCACUAGACCAAGGCUCCUUGUUUCCCCCCUUCAUUGCUGCUGCUGCUGCUCUCUUGCAAAACUGGAAUUGCCUGGGCUUAUUUCAAAAAAGGAGAAGAAGGGAUCAGAGGCAGCAGCCGGAGAGAGGGCGAUCAAGUCCACUUUCUUCAAACUGCCCUGGGGCUCCUUCUCUCACUCUCUCUUUAGCAGUAUCAAGAGCCCCAAACUGAACCCAGAGAGCAGCUUUUUCCAUCAUUUCAGUUCCCUUCCCUCCCCCUAUCUCACACACAGCAAGAACAGAGCUCCUUCCCUCUCUGUUUUUCCUUCCUUUCCUGCAUGCUCAGCUUGUUUUUUGUUUUCUUUUUAAAGCAUCAGAAAUUCCCCCCACCAGCCCCCAAACCUCCACACAGACGCACACAGAUUGCAAUGGGGGCUUUGCAGAUUGCUGGAUUGUGCGUGCUUUCCUUUCUCCUCCACUCUGGAAGCACGCUGGCAAAUAAAGCCAGUCAAGAUGUCGAUGAAUGUAUUGAGGGAACCGACAAUUGCCACAUUGACGCCAUCUGUCAGAACCCCCCCCGGUCCUACAAGUGCAUCUGCAAGUCUGGCUUCUCCGGGGAUGGGAAGCACUGCAAAGAUGUUGACGAGUGCGAGCGGGACGAUAACGCUGGCUGUGUCCAUGAAUGCGUCAACAUCCCAGGGAAUUACCGCUGCACCUGCUACGAUGGCUUCCGCCUGGCCCAAGACGGACAUAACUGCCUGGACCUGGACGAAUGCUCUGUGGGGAACGGUGGCUGCCAGCAGACCUGCAUCAACAUGAUGGGCAGCUAUGAGUGCCAUUGCCGGGAGGGCUUCUUCCUGAGUGACAACCAGCACACCUGCAUCCAGCGCCCAGAAGAAGGAAUGAACUGCAUGAACAAGAACCAUGGCUGUGCCCACAUCUGCCGGGAGACCCCCAAGGGGGGCAUCGCCUGCGAGUGCCGGCCGGGCUUUGAGCUCACCAAGAAUCAGCGGGACUGCAAAUUGACCUGCAACUAUGGGAAUGGCGGUUGCCAGCACACCUGUGAUGACACGGACCAAGGGCCCAAGUGCGGCUGUCAUGUGAAGUUUGUGCUAUUUUCUGAUGGGAAAACGUGCAUAGGGGAGAGGCACCUCCAGCAACACGCUACCUCCCAGACGUUUUCUAAUGAGACGUGUGCCGUGAACAAUGGAGGCUGCGAGAACAAAUGCCAAGAUGCAGCCACAGGCGUGCAGUGCAGCUGUCCCAUGGGCUUCACUCUCCAGGUCGACCGGAAAACAUGCAAAGAUAUCGAUGAGUGUGGGCAGAACAACGGCGGCUGUGACCACAUCUGCAGGAACACGGUGGGCAGCUUUGAGUGCAGCUGCAGGAAAGGUUACAAGCUGCUGAUCAACGAAAGGACCUGUCAAGACAUCGAUGAGUGCUCCUUUGACAGGACCUGCGACCACGUCUGCAUCAACACACCGGGGAGCUUCCACUGCCUCUGCCACACAGGCUACACGCUGUAUGGAGUUACCCACUGCGGAGACAUCAAUGAAUGCAGCAUCAACCGAGGAGGCUGCAAGUUCGGCUGCAUCAACACCCCUGGCAGCUACGAGUGUACCUGUCCCGCUGGCUGCAAGUUGCACUGGAACAAAAAGGACUGCAUCGCCGGUGCUUGUCGUCCUUCAGAGCUGGUGAAGUGCCUGGUGGGCUCUGCCUCCCACCGGGCCACGCUAUCUUGCAACAAGAACGGCAAGAAAGACAGCUGCUCCCUCACCUGCACCUCCAAGGCCCGCUUCCUGCCAGAGUCUGACAGCAGCUACACGGUGAGCUGUGGGACGCCCAUCCAGCGCCAGGGGGCCCAGCAGCGGCCUGGCAACAGCAGCCAUCACUGCGUCGAGACUGUCGCUGCUCCAAUCAAACAAAAGGCUUCCUUCAAGAUCAAGGACGCCAAGUGCCACCUGCACCCACGCGCAAAGGGGAAGCAGGAUGAGUCAGGGAGGCCUGGGGCGCCAGGUGGGGUGGCCCCCUGCUUGGAUUGCCAGGUGACCUUCGUGAACCUCAAGUGCGACUCUUCCAGGAAGGGCAAAGGCCGCCGUGCCCGCAACCCCUCCAACAAGGAAGUGACACGCAUCACCCUGGAGUUUGAGGCAGAAAUCAAACCAGAGGAGAUCACAGCCAGCUGCAACAUAAACUGCCUGCGGCAGCGGGUGGAGAAAAAGCUGAAGUCGGCGAUCAAGGCCCUGAAGAAGUCCAUCAACCAGGAGCGGUUCCUGAUCCGCUUUGCGGGCAUGGAGUACGAGGUGGCCCAGAAGCUGAGCAUGGCCCUGGAGAGGCAGGAGAGCUGCGGGCCUGGGCAGCAGAGGGUGGGGUCCAAGUGUGUUAGCUGCUCGCAGGGAACGUAUUACCAUGGCCAGAUGGAGCAGUGUGUCCCCUGCCCUCCUGGGACCUACCAGGAGAAGGAAGGCCAGCUCUCUUGUGACCACUGCCCUAGAGGCGAUGCUUACGGCCCAGCUGGAGCAACCAACGUAACCAGCUGUGCAGGUACAGUGCAGCACCAGCAUGAUGUUGUUUCCUCUCCUCGGGGCACCGUACAACCGGGGGCUCACAGGGAGUCUCGGAGCCUCGGCAACGACUGCAGCUUCCAUUCGGCUCUGGAGAGACACCACGGAGACCUCCUGUGUAUCGCAGCCACCCAGCACAGCCAGCUCUUGCAGACAGGUCAGUGUCUCCCUGGGCAGCACUCAGUGGAUGGCUUCAAACCCUGCCAGCCAUGUCCCCGGGGUUCCUACCAGCCCGAAGUGGGGCGGGCUCUGUGCUUCUCCUGCGGUGGGGGCCUGACCACUAAGCAUGAGGGUGCCUUCUCCUUCCAGGACUGCGACACCAAAGUUCAGUGCUCCCCAGGCCACUACUACAACACGAGCGUCCAUCGCUGCAUCCGCUGCGCCGUGGGCACCUACCAGCCAGACUUCCGCCAGAACUAUUGUAUUGCCUGUCCGGGCAACACCACCACCGACUUCGAUGGCUCCACCUCCGUGUCGCAGUGUAAAAACCGCCAGUGCGGGGGAGAGCUGGGCGAGUACACUGGCUACAUCGAGUCUCCGAACUACCCUGGGAACUACCCUGCCAACAUUGAGUGCACCUGGAACAUCAACCCACCUCCAAAGCGCAAGAUCCUCAUCGUCGUCCCCGAGAUCUUCCUCCCAUCUGAGGACGAGUGUGGGGACGUUUUGGUCAUGCGGAAAAACUCCUCCCCGUCCUCCAUCACGACCUAUGAGACAUGCCAGACAUACGAGAGGCCCAUUGCCUUCACUGCCAGGUCCCGCAAACUGUGGAUCAACUUCAAAACCAGCGAGGCCAACAGUGCCAAGGGCUUCCAGAUCCCCUAUGUCACCUACGACGAGGACUACGAGCAGCUGGUGGAGGAUAUCGUACGAGACGGCAGGCUCUACGCCUCUGAAAACCAUCAGGAAAUCUUAAAGGACAAGAAGCUGAUCAAGGCCUUCUUCGAUGUGCUGGCUCACCCACAGAACUACUUCAAGUACACGGAGAAGCACAAGGAGAUGUUGCCCCGCUCGUUCAUCAAACUCCUCCGCUCCAAAGUCACCAGCUUCCUCAGGCCUUACAAAUAGCCCCACGAUGUGCCCCAGCCAUGCCGGCCGCCCUGCAGCCAAGGAAACCUUCUUUUUACUUUUCUUUGAAUUGUUUUCCCCCUAAACAGCUUUAUAAACAAACAGAAUCCCCAUCCUUCGCUAUGCAGAUGUCUGUAACAGUGACUCCUCCUUGGCUUGCUUUGAACCCAUCUUUGGGGCAGCCCCACGCCCUAUUCCUUCAAUGCCGGGGGAGACAUCUCCCAUCCCAGGGGCGAUGCUUCUUCUUGUUCCAAGCAAUCUCUGCAUUCAGAGGCAGCUGCGACCUGCUCCAUUUGAUGAAACUCAAGUGCAGCUCUUCAGGCUGCUCUCCUGGUGGCCCUUUGGUUGCCCUUGAUGUUUUAUACACAUCUGCACACAAGUCGCUCUCCAUUCCUAGAUGCCAUCAACACAUCUGCAGCUGCCUUCCCUCAUGGGACCCACAUGGUAUUUUUACUCCCAUGGCAAGGCUUUCACGGCUGCAGCCAGACCUGAGCUGCUUCUCCAAGAACUGAGGGCAAAGGACAUCCCUAACUGCAGAAGGUAACACCUUUAUUUAUCAUAGUGUUGUGGCUCUAGAAAAACAAAGGAACACGUCUUCGCAGAGGGGAUCGGGGAAACACCCAUAUGCUUAAAAAAUAUUUAAAAACAAUAAAGGAAUAAAGGACAGGACUGGGACGCACAACAGCAAGUAGCGACUGGCUGGUGGUUGCAAUGGCAGUUCUGAGGGGUGGGAGAUGUAUCUCUAGGGAGCCAUGCUGGCUCUCUGUGUCUGAGGAAAGCAUGGCCAAGCCACGUCUUUGCAGAACAAUGUCUGGAUGAACGGGAGAAAAAAAAUGUAACGAGAGAACUUUUGGACAGAUUCUUUUCCCUCCUACCUCCCCACCCCAGCUUAACACUUGUGCCAAGAGACCAGACUUUCUUACAAGCUCUGCCAAAGAGGAACUCGUCGACAGAAGAGCAAGUGAUGUGAAGAGCAGGACUAAAUGUUUGUGCACUAGGAUUUCCUCCUUUCUACCUUUUUCAUAUGUAUUAAGUGCAAUCAUUUGAGUCUUCUUUAUAUUAUUUAGAGGGAAGUUUUUUCUACUAGAAACUCCAAUAUUUAUACCUGCCUGAGAAAUGAGAAUGUGUGUUUGUAGCAAAAGAGCAAAACCAAGCCAAGUCUCCGAUUCAUGGUAAACCAUCACGGUGACGUUUUCAGAC
Molecule: messenger RNA, 4871 nt
Organism: Gavialis gangeticus (Gharial)
Lineage: Eukaryota; Metazoa; Chordata; Crocodylia; Gavialidae
Gene: SCUBE3
Product: signal peptide, CUB domain and EGF like domain containing 3
Exons: 23
Coding region: 378-3671 (1097 amino acids)
Biological process (GO): signal transduction
Cellular component (GO): cell surface
Molecular function (GO): calcium ion binding
Source: RefSeq, a predicted model, not a curated record